Verticillium dahliae VdLs.17 is the source of this 606-nucleotide messenger RNA. RefSeq lists its product as uncharacterized. The transcript has a single exon. The record is from RefSeq and is a predicted model, not a curated record. The coding region runs from base 1 to 606 and encodes 201 amino acids. Lineage: Eukaryota; Fungi; Ascomycota; Sordariomycetes; Glomerellales; Plectosphaerellaceae.
AUGUCAAACUCUAGCCAGCCAGAAGAGACACCAGUGAACCCCACCACCGUCCAGCUUGCACACAUGGAUCUCGCGGCUGUUCUCAACAACACCGAUGCUGAUUCUCUCAUGUUCGCACCGACAAUGGACUCUAUAUUCCUGCCGGAGGAGGACCAAACCGCCAGCUUCUUCUCUCCUGGAAAUUACAGUAUGAGUGGAGACAUGGAAUUGCCAGCCGACAACGAAGGAAACUUUGCAGCCUCAUCAGGGGAGCCGGCCUUCCAGAACUCGGCUCUCAUACCUUUCGACACGGAGAUGCACUCGCCACUGCAGCUUCUCGUCGCUCAAGCUCAAUCUCUUGCCACCAGAGUGCAGUAUCUGGAGGCUUCGCUUCAACAGAGCAGCGAGACUGUUGGAUACCUUUCUCUCCGCCUGGAGCAUCUCGCCACAUCCGCUCAGAAAACCAACAGCAUGGUCGAUAAGCUCACUACCUGGUCGAACGACAUGGAGGCGCACUACCGAGAGCAAAAUCGCAUGAUAUUGGAUCUGGUUGGCAUGGUACAGAAAGCCGACUCCGGCGUCGGGGAUGAAGAAUCCCUAUCCUCCGCGGCCACUCCCACGAUGUGA